UUCCGAUCAGGGGCAUCGGUUCACUCAUCCUCGGUCCCAUUGGUCUGUCGGCUGGAAACACUUGGUCUCUAUUCACUUUCGUUUCGUUCCAUUAACAUUUCGUUCGGUCACGCGCACACCGGCACGCGUCGUUUGACUUUCCAGUGCUUCCGUUUUGGUGUUCGGGUAAUAAUGCGACGUUUGUCCGUCUCGGUCAAGCUCGUCGACGCGACACGCGAUCGAAGUGUCCUCUGAACUUCGAUUUCCUAACAACUAACACGACGGUUUCUAGUCGUUCGCUUUCGAAAAGCCGUAUAUCAGUGUAACGAAGCAUCGAGGACGACUUAUCGACGGUGAUACGAGUCGUUUCGCGAAACGAGCGAGUGAAACGCGUUUGUUUUGUCAAGUAUAGGAAACGUACGACACGGUUGUUGUCCAGGAGCGGUGUUCGCCAAUGACGGCUGCUGAUUCGAGAAAAAUGCCGGUGCUGAUCGGCGCGGAAGAGGAAGACGGGAUACGGAGCACCGGCUGCUGAAGCAACUGGACGGAAAAGUCGCUUUGGAUUGCUGUAUCGAGGUCGUGCGUGGUGGACUGUCAGCGAAGAGAAUCGUCGGUUAUUCGGGGACUAGCAAGUGUUCCUCCGAGCCGGAAGACUCACGAUAGUUCCGCGUGUGUACGAGAAAGUGCGACGCUAAUGAGCAAGGCUUGAACCUGGGUUGGACCACUGGAACACCUCUGACCGUGUCCACGAGGCAAGUUUGUCGCAGCUUCCUACCCGGUAAUCGAUCGACGAGACUCGUUCAUUGCUCCCCAGAACGUAUCGUCACUCCGUCGACAUGUUGGAGAACGUGAACAGAUGGCCAGGGACGACGGGGUCGCGACUGGUGAAAGCCAGGAGCAGCCCCAACGUGUCGAAAGCAGCACCCCUGUCGAUCCCGAGAAAGCAGGCUACACCUGACCAGAGCAGAUCCACUCCCACAAGUAAGUCGCCGAGAGUGACAAAAACUGCAGCACCUCCUAGAACAACUGCCAAGAUCGUCUCUAACGACCAUGCCAGUGCCCGUACGACUUUUUCCGCGGAGCCAACAAAGACUCGAGCUUCCUGCCCGAGCAAGUCUCGUCGCUCGACGCCUGCUGACGGUCGCGUAGAGACUGCUAGGUGCCCGUCGACGAUCAUGCGAACAGAGAAGAGGCAAGUAACGAGAUCGAUCAGUUCCACGUCAUCCUGCACGAUCCUGGAAGAUCGGACACUUUUGAAAAAGGGUUUAUCCUACGCCCCUGCGAAAUUGCCGAAAAAGCCCGAAGCUCUGAGAAAGAAGGCCUCCCUGGAUAGAUCCGUCAGCCUGGGCUGCGUGUCCGUGGACAUCCGAGGGUCCGAGGAGUCGUUCAGGAUGAACAGUUCGUUCAGCUGCGAGUCUAGCAAGCCGAUGAUCACGGAGAAGGAGAGGAAGCAGGAAAUUCCACGUCGAAAAGCGAUCAACAGGUCCGCCAGCCUGUGGAGCGUUCAGGCAAUAUCGAGGAACGAGCCUCCAGGCAGAAGGACUUUCGGGGGGUCCUCGAGGCCUAGCAAGAUCCCGCUUCUGGCGCAUCGAAACAUUCGUGUGGGUCGAUCUCUGGCCGAUCUAUCGCAGGUAGAUCGAGCCGUGGAGCCGACGAUGCAGCCGGUGCCAUUCAACGACGUCGACCUGGACCGCUCGAUGGACGAGCGUAUCUACGAGAACUGUCGCGAGGCGUUCAGCUGCUCGAUGGAGAACCGUCAGCCGACCCGAACGUACACCAGCAACCUGGAGGAACGGGUGGCGCGGCUGAUGGCGCAGCUAGACGACGACGUCGAUGACGAUGAGCACGCUCGUGCGACGAUGGUCGAGUCUACCGACUGCGUGGACGCUGCUCCUCCUCGUAGAGCCAACUCCGUCUACGAGGUACGGGAGAUCGAUGUGAAACAAAGCAAUGAAUCGAAUGCGAAGCUCCUUCAGCCUGACCAGUACACCGCCACAGUGGUCAGGAUCGAGGAGAGCCUGGAAAAGCCAGAGGAUUCAGUGAAGCAGAUGGACAACUACGAGAAGGUGAACAGUUCGAAAGAGGAGGCUAAGAACGGGCCGAAUUCUGCCAAGGGAUUGAGGACUAGGUUGGAUAUCGACAAAAUCGACAGACAGGAUGUCAUCGAGGAGUCGAAGAAGAAAAAGGAGACGUCGACUAUCAAGGAGCUCAGGAAGAACUGGGAAAAGCAGGCCAAUGGGUCUAUGAUCAAGGAAGACAGAUCAUCAGCUGAGAAGAAAGUGGACUACGUGGUGGUUCCAGCUACCAAUAGUGAGUCUCUGAAGCCUGCUUGCCAGAGGAACAAUGAGAUGAGACAGGAGGCCAAAAGCAAGGCUGUGGGCAAGAGGACCAAGGAGAUCGAGCAUCUGGUGAACUUCUUUAACUGUAAGAACGCUGAAGCUUCGAAGGAAGUGAAAGAUCCUUGGAUCAAGACUAGGUCCACGUCUGACACACCGACUAUCGAGCCGUCGAUGACUACUCUGAAGAAGAGCGUGGACGUGAAAAGCAUACACGAUUACAAUGGGUACACUUCCGAUGGCAAUUGUUCGGAAGACAGUGGGCAUAUGAGCAACGAGAACGAGGUUGAGUGGAAGGAUGGCGUGGUGCAAAGUGAGAGCCGAGAUUUUGGCAAGGAACGGUUUUUCGAACAGAACGAUAUCCGUCAGAUCGGUGUGUUCGACGCUACGUCGAUCGUGAGCAGGCUGGAGCCAGAGAAGAAGCCUACCGUGGUGGUCCGAGGCAGCAUAUCGACUUCCAGCGGGGCCAGCAGCAUCGACAGUUGCAAGGGGGAGAACGCGAAAACCCAGGAGCUCGCCGGUAAAGACCAGUGGAAAGCUUGCAGACCCUACAACGACGAACGACAGAUAUUUUUCAGAUCGGGUACCCUGGAGCGACUGGAGGCCCAGAGAGACGAGAAGCUAACUGGACACAUUAUUCUUCUUCAAGCAAGGUGUAGGGGUUAUCUGGCACGUCGUAAACUCAACACUUUGAAACUGCAAGAUCUGGCGGUUAGGUGCAUACAGAGGAACGUUAGGAAGUGGAUGUCCGUAAGAGAAUGGCCCUGGUGGAGAUUAUAUGUGAAAGUUGCACCUUUAUUGAACGUUCAUCGAACAGAGGAUCAGUUGAAGGCGAAGACGGAGGAACUGGAAAUUCUCAGAACGAAAGUCGAGAGGCUGGAGCAGGAGCGCAAUCAUCUCAAACACGACAAUGAUAAAUUGGAAGCAAAGCUGAGCGAAAUGACCGCCGAUUUCGCGGAAGAGCACUCGACAUCGACGCUGGCAGCAGAGAGAAUCGACGCCGAAACGUCCGAACGCCUACGACUCGAGCGUGAACUCCAGGAUGUGACCGAGGCAAACAAGAAUCUUCAGCAAACGACCGAACGUCUGGAGAUGGAACUUUUGUAUGCGAGGGCCGCAGACCUGAACGGCGUGGCUUCUGACGCUGAAGACGGCGAGGACGGUGGCGUUUACAAGCAGAGAUACGAGCAUGCCGUGAGGGAGCUAGAGUUCACGAAGAGGAAGAUGGCACAGCAGCACGAGGACGAUCUGGAACAACUGGUCGGGCUUAAGAAGCAGUUGGAGAAGAAGUUAGCUGAUGCUUAUGAAGAGGUCGAGGAACAACGUCAGGUCGUUGGACAAUGGAAGAGGCGCGUGCAAAAACUAAAUGGCGAAAUGCAUGACCUGAGACUACUGCUAGAAGAACAAACGGCCAGGAAUAAUCUUCUAGAAAAGAAACAGCGCAAGUUCGAUUCGGAAACUCAGAAUUUGAUGAACGAUCUACGCCAAGAGAAAGCGCAACGUGAAAGAUUGGCCAGAGAAAAAGAAAUUGCGAUUGCGGAGAAGUUUACCAUAGAACAGAACCUUAGCGAUGCAAGACUGGAAAUUGAAUUAAAGGAAGAAAGAUUACGAACAUUGAGUCAGGAGCUUGAGGAGCUAACGUUUGGCGGUAAAACGGAGGAGGAAGUAGCACAACUGAAGAAGGCGAAGCACGAACUGGAGAAGAGAGCGAAGGAUCAGGAAGAGGAGUUGGACGACCUUGCAGGCCAGGUGCAGCUGCUCGAGCAAGCGAAGCUGAGGCUCGAGAUGAGCAUCGAGCAGCAACGCAAGGAAAUACGUAAAGAGAUGCAACAGAGGGAUGAGGAGCUGGAAGAUGUACGUGGUAAUGCAUUGAAAAAGGUGAAAGCUCUGGAAUCGCAGCUGGAGAACGAACAUGAGGAGAGGACGAUAUUGCUGCGCGAGAAGCACGAACUGGAACGUCGUUUGGUAGCUAUCGAAGAACAGGAUCGUGCAGAACGCGCUGCAGAAGCUGAAACCACGCAUAGGCUGAAAAGAGACUUAAAGAGAACCAAAGCUUUGUUAAGAGAUGCUCAAACGAUGCUUGAGAGAUCAAAGGGUGACUCAACGGGUAAAGCAGCUCUAAGACAAUUGAAAAAUCAAUUGGAGGAUGCAGAGUGUGCUAGAGCAGUUGCGGUUAAAGCAAAACAGGCGCUGGAACAAGAACUAAAUGAGACACAAGCUUCAUUGGAGGAAGCUCUACGACAACGUUCUGAAGCGGAAGAACGGGCUAAUGUAGCUAAUCGUGAACGAACUGAAUUGCUGUCGCAAUUGGAAGAAAAUGAAGAAGAAUUGGCAGAAGUCUUGAAGAAGUAUCGGGCGGCAGUGCAGCAAGUAUCAGCGGAACAGGGCCAGUUACAAGAAGCGCAGGUACAGAUUGCUUCACUAGAAGCGGAAAAAUCGUCGUUGAAGGAUCAACUCUCAGAGCUGACUCAACGGCUCGAGUCCGUUGAACAACUUGGCGAUCCAACUGCAAAUAGCCUUGCCACCCGACGACUCGAGUUUCGCGCCAAGGAAUUAGAAAGUAAACUCGAGUUGGAACAAACGACGAGAGCACGCUUAGAAACUCAAAUAGCAAGAUUGAAAGAAAACGUUGAGAAGUUGCAAACCGAAACAGCGUUGCUUCGAACAAAGGAACAGAGUGCUCAAGACGCAGCGAGAAGAUUGCAAAGAUCGUUACGCGAAGCGAGGGAAGAAGCGAGUGCGGCGCUUGCACGUGAGCAGGAAUCCACGCGUGCGCGCCGUGAAAUGGAAAAAUCCCUCGAGGCUAUUGAAGCGGAGACCAAAGUUGCUAGAGACGAUCUUAGGUUGGCGCUUCAACGAGUCGAUGAUUUACAAAGCGCCAUUCAAGGUGAACUUGAUUUGGACUGCAGCGAGGAAGGAACAACCGAAAACAGCGAUAGUGAUUGAUGCGAACAGUUGUCGGAUCUUGAAUCCGACGAAAACAAAGAUAAGGAACCUACUGAACAACGUAUAGCCGAAAAAAUUGGUGAUGAAUUGCCGCACGUCGAAUCAUCCGCGGAUACUUGUUGAUUUACAAGGCUGAAAGGCGAACAACAAAGAUAAACAAAUAUGAAGAAUAUCGAAAGAAGAAAAAGGACAUACUAGUUCAGAAUCGCUAGAUUUAGUUUCUUACUAUCAACGUCGUCACCACUGUCGGUCACAUCAAAUUUUUACGAUAGCGAAUC
This is a messenger RNA of Eufriesea mexicana, 5539 nucleotides long. Its product is annotated as unconventional myosin-XVIIIa. The coding region runs from base 816 to 5261 and encodes 1481 amino acids. Gene Ontology annotation, cellular component: myosin filament; myosin II complex; cytoplasm. Gene Ontology annotation, biological process: actomyosin structure organization. Gene Ontology annotation, molecular function: actin filament binding. The record is from RefSeq and is a predicted model, not a curated record. Lineage: Eukaryota; Metazoa; Arthropoda; Insecta; Hymenoptera; Apidae. The transcript has 13 exons.